Messenger RNA from Cuscuta epithymum, 1556 nucleotides. The record is from the annotation of a GenBank genome assembly. Lineage: Eukaryota; Viridiplantae; Streptophyta; Magnoliopsida; Solanales; Convolvulaceae.
CGAUCAAGAAGUGUUGGACCAAAUCAAACUAAUAAUCGGAGGACACUUUCUUGGGAACUGGGCAGCAUACACGGAAGUUGACCCCAAGGUUCGUGAACUUUGGUGGAACCUUUUCAAGGGUCGGUUUCGAUGGACUGAAGCCCAAGGUCCCGCUAUUCUUAGAGCGUAUAACGCUAGGAUUUCAAACUGGCUUCGUCCUACUUUUAAGCGUGCCCGAAAGAGCGGGGUAAAGCCUGGAUGGUGUUCGGAUGAGGUGUGGGCUAACCUCGUCCGUCACUGGUCUUCUGAUCCAAACUUCUUGGCAAGAAGUCAAUCCGGUAAGAAAAACCGGAUGUCCGAGAAGGCUUUAGAAACCCAAUGGCAUGGGGGCCGCAAACCUCAGAGUAGACAUAAAGAAGAUCUUUCGGGGCCUGAGAAGAAGAAGGUCUCAAUUCUCAAGGUCAUCAAGCACUGCUGGACAAAGCACGGCGAUGAGUCCGAUGCCGAUCUGCCACCCCGCCUCGCUGAAAUCGAAUCAAAGUAUAACACAAAUGUUGAGAAGAGGCGGGCAGAAUUAGGCUUGACUCAGGAGGAUGAGAUUGAUUCUGAUGUGGAGGAUGAUGCCAUCUUUGAGGCAGUUGGGGUGUACAAGGGCCGGGUCCCGUGCAUGGGGGCUGAGGGGCAACGGAUCUUGUACGACCGCAGCGGUGCUUCAUCUUCCCGCUCAAGGCGCGGAGAGGAUCCGCGUAUCGCUCAAAUGCAGCGGGAGAUGGAGGAGCAGCAGCGGGCCUUGGCUGAGCAGCAGCGCACCUUGGAGGAGCAACGCAAAAAAGAUGAAGAAACAAGGGCCCGGCUGGAAGAGAUGGAACGGAUCCUCAGCGCCGGAAUUCGGAAUCAGCCUCAGCCUCAGCCGUAUGUACUGCACCCUGAGCAGACACCUCAAGUUCCGCACAUGGGCGGUUAUUUCCGUACCAACUCUGCUACCGGGUUGCCUUCAUUUGGAUCUAUUCAGGAUAUCAAUUUUCACAACCUGUUUCAAACAUCUGGAGGCAGCCAAGCAGGUGGCAGUCGCGGAGGUGGCAGUCGCGGAGGAGGCAGUCGCGGUGGCAACCGAGAAGAUGAGACCGAAGAAGAUUAUCUAUAUGAUGAUUCUAGAUAUUAUCAUAAUGGUAACCGGAGGAGCUUGUAAAUGAUAUACAUUUUUAUUUGAACAUUGUUUAUUUACUAUAAUUCUAUUGUGCUUAUUAUUACUUUUAUUUCAGUCUGUUUGGUUAUGAAAUGUGUGUUCUAGUGGGUUCUAGUAGUUUGUUUAUUACUUUUAUUCUGAAAAUAUUUUUUAAAAUAAACUUUUCUAAAGAAUAAUUAAAAAAAAAUUAUUUUUUUAUAAAAAAAAAAAACUUUUUUUUUAAAAAUAAAAAACUUUAGUCACGGAUCCGAGCCGUGACUAAAUUCCAGACCGAUUUUUAAAAAAGUUAUUUUGCAAAUUUAAUUUUUUUUUUUAAAAAAUAAAAAAGUAGUCACGGAUCAAGUCCGUGACUAAAAUUUGAAAUUUGAAAAUUUAAACAGUAACAUUUGGC